Messenger RNA from Pyrenophora tritici-repentis Pt-1C-BFP, 612 nucleotides. Its product is annotated as Arp, Ankyrin repeat protein. Gene Ontology annotation, cellular component: nucleus. Gene Ontology annotation, molecular function: protein binding; transcription cis-regulatory region binding. The record is from RefSeq and is a predicted model, not a curated record. Gene Ontology annotation, biological process: positive regulation of transcription by RNA polymerase II. Lineage: Eukaryota; Fungi; Ascomycota; Dothideomycetes; Pleosporales; Pleosporaceae.
AUGGCAGGACUAGACGAAGAUACCAUAGACGAGAUCCUGUACCUGGCGCGAGCAAAUGAAGCGGGGGAAUUCGAAUCGUACGUCUCCGAAGUGUCCGUACAGACGAAGCGAUCCAAGGCAGACCUGUUGGCUGCGGCCAUCGACCCAUAUUCGAAGAAUAGCGCAUUGCACUAUGCCGCUGCCAACGGCCACACCGACAUUAUCAAGUUGAUCUUUUCAACGAGCGCCGACAAACCCGCCCCCGAGUUCCUCAAUGCAGCCAACGAAGCAGGCAAUACCCCCCUCCACUGGGCAGCGCUGAAUGGUCAUCUGGAAAGUGUAAAGAUGCUUGUCCAGUCUGGUGCUGAUGUCACCAUUAUUAACCGAGCGGGUCAUGACGCCGUCUACGAAGCGGAGAUCAACGACAAGAACGAAGUAGUGGAUUGGCUACUUGGAGCGGUGGAAGAAUUGGAAAAGGGUAUUGGACAGAGUGGCGAAGCAGAAGCCGGAGAGAAGACGGAAGAGGACAUGGCGGACACGGACAUGAACAGCGCCGAGGACAAGACUGCAUCGGCAGAAGGAAGUGCAUCCGUGGAGAAUGUCCAGAAGAAGAUGGAACAUCUCAGCACUUAG